UGGUAUCACACUGGUAGUCUUAGGUGGCUCCGGAAGCAGGGCUCACUGCCCAGAGCCAGACUGGCACGUUUGGCGUGGGCAGUGACUUCCAUUCACUAAAACACUGACUGAACUGAAGAAGCUGGGGCUCACUUCCACACAUGAGUUGUAGUAUUUGAGAUACAGUCGUAGGAAAGACACCAUCCUCCCCAUAGACGGACAUGCAUGGAGAUAAGAGCCAGGAUAUGAAGGCGGUAACUAUGAAGGAUUUUUCAAGCACAGGCCAAAAGAGUGGGCACCUCAUCGUCUGAAGGAAAUGAGACAUGGAUGUCGAUUAUUGUGAGGUGGGAAAAUGCUAAUCAGUGAGAAAGCCGAUUUUUGGUCAGGAAGAAUUAUACAAAGUAGAUCUGAAGGAAAUUUGACUGACAUGGAAGACCAAAAGUUCUUCAAAAAAUGCAAUAAUACAGAAUGCCAUGACCCAAGUUUGCAUCACAAUUGGCCAGAUGCUUCUACUUUUUAUGGUAAUAAUGCAUCCAAAGCUGGGAAUCCAUUCUGGAAUGAACUGUCUGCUUCUAAUCCAUUUUUGGAUGAUAUAACUCAACAAAGAAAUAGCCAGAAGAGAGAUAAUGUUUCCAUCUUGAAAGAAGAUCCUUUUCUUUUUUUAAGAGAAAUAGAAACUGGGGAUUCUUUUGAUUCCUCUGGUGAUGAACUUGAUGUGCAUAAGUUGCUCAGGCAUUCCUCAGGGAAUCCAGGAAGAUCUAAAAGUGUUUCAGAGCUUCUAGGGAUUUUAGAUGAUACUGCCCAGCUUUAUGAUGAUAUUCACAGUUCCAAUCAGAUUCUAGUUCAAGACUUAGAAUGGCUUCAAAAUGACCGAGAAGCUUAUAAAAUGGCUUGGUUAAGUCAACGCCAGCUGGCCCGCUCCUGCCUGGAUUUGAAUGCAAUUCAUCAGAGUCCCGGAUGGGCCCAGACACAAGUUGCAGAGACCACCACAGUUUGUAAAAUAAAUCACCAAGGAGGAUCUGUACAAUUACCUGAAUCAGACAUCACUGUUCAUGUGCCCCAAGGUCAUGUAGCUGUGGGAGAAUUCCAAGAGGUCUCACUUCGGGCUUUUCUGGAUCCUCCAAAAAUGCUGAAUCAUGAUCUUUCAUGCACUGUAAGCCCUCUUUUGGAAAUCACAUUAAGCAACCUGAAUACAAUGGAAGCUAUUUUGCUGGAGAUGAAAAUCGGGGCUGAAGUGAGAAAGGAUCCUUUCAGCCAAGUCAUGACAGAAAUGGUGUGUUUAUACAGCCUGCAAAAAGAAGGCCCUUUCAGAGUGCUGAACACCUGCUAUAUUUAUAAAGACACCAUCCAAGUCAAGCUAAUGGACUUCAGUCAGGUGAUGUAUCUAGUGAUCGCUGCACAAGCUAAAGCUAUUCAGUCACCAGCUGCCACCAUUUGGGACUAUAUCCACAAAACCACCUCAGUUGGAAUUUAUGGACCCAAAUACAUCCAUCCUAGUUUUACUGCUGUUUUCACUGUCUGUGGACACAGCUAUAUGCCAGGAAAGCUUACAGUCUCCGAUAUUAACAAAGGUAGGAAAAGCACAUCUCCAGUUGUAUUUCAUCUCUGGGGGAAGCAUUCGUUUUUACUGAACAAACCACAGGAUUUAAGUAUUUCAGUUUUUUCAUGUGACCCAGAUUUUGAAGUAAAGGGAGAAGCAGAGAGGAAAGAAAUUAAACGAAAUCAGUUGGAAACAGGCGAAGUAGUUCAUCAACGAUUUUUAUUUUCUCUGGUUGACCACAGGGAGAUGCAUUUGUUUGUUUUCCGUGUUCAGGUGGAUACCCCCGACUGUAGACCAGUUGCACAGUUCUUUAUCACUUCACCUGAUCCAGCUCCAAACUUAAAAAGGCUCUCAAACCUACCAGGUUGUCUGAAGGAGAAAGAAGUCAAAUCUGCCCCUUCACUGCCAACGCUGCCUGUUAAGUAUCCCACCUUCCAAGAUAAAAAAAUGAACUUUACCAACUAUGGGGUGACCCUGAAAACAGUGCUAAGACAAAUCAAGCUUGACUACUUACUUGAAUAUUUCAAAGGGGACACUAUAGCUCUUCUUGGAGAAGGUAAGGUAAGAGCCAUGGGGCAGACCAAAGUGAAAGAAUGGUACGUGGGUGUCCUCCGAGGUAAGAUCGGACUUGUGCAUUGCAAAAACAUCAAGGUGAUUUCAAAAGAACAAGUAAUGCCUGCGUCAGACAGUAUCUUUACAACCAGGAAUCUUCUCGAACAAAUAACCCUGCCCUUUAAAAAACUGACUUACAUAUACUCAGUCGUAUUGACCUUGGUGUCUGAAAAUGUGUACGGCUGGAAAGUUUUAGCUGAUGUCCUGGGAUACUCACAUCUGUCACUGCAAGAUUUUGAUCAAAUACAAGUGAACAAAGAAUCAGAAAGGGUUUCUUAUGUGGUAAAGAAGCUAAAAGAAGAUUGCCAUGCUGAUAGAAAUACAAGAAAGUUUCUUUAUGAACUUGUUGUGGCUCUGCUGAAAAUGGACUGCCAAGGGUUAGUAGCACAUCUUAUCCAAGAGGCUGUGAUUUUGACUUCAGCUGUCAAGCUUGGAAAAGGCUGGAGAGAGCUCGCUGAAAAGUUAGUGCACCUCACAAAGCAACAGAUGAAGGCAUAUGAAAUUCCUCACCAAGGAAAAACUGGAAGUGUUGCAGUCGAGAUAAUGUGGAAGCCUGCCUAUGAUUUUCUCUAUACUUGGAGCACUCAGUAUGGAAACAGCUACAGAGAUGUGUUACAAGACCUUCAAUCAGCUUUGGACAGAAUGAAGAAUCCGGUGACCAAACAGUGGAGAGACUUAACUGGAGUUUUACUAUUAGUAAACUGUUUGGAAGUUUUGAGAGGAACAGCGUUCUCUAACUCUGAGGAAGAAUAAAAAUGUAGAGUGUUAUUGGGGUUAAGAGGAAUGGUGGGAAAAAAAAUAGUGUGUAUGUCUUUGGUGUGUGUGAGAGAAAGAGAGACAGACAGAGAGAGAGAGAGAGAGAGAGACAGAGAAAUAAAAAGGUAUUAUACUUAUAUUCUUUAUGUUUAAAAGCCAUUUUUUUACCUAGUGAAAGCAAAGCUUAUCCUUAUACUCAGCAUUGGGUUUACAACAGAACACUCGAGUGUGUGUGCAUAAAAAUUUCAAAGGCGAACACUAGGUUGGUUUGUUGAGGGAAUAAAAGGCCUUCCCUCUCUUUGAAAGAUACUUUCCGUUUUCUCAAAUUAAAAAACUCAUGUGAGAGCAAGUUCACCAUGCAGACACCUGGUUAAAGUAAGUGCUGGAUCACAUGGAAUUUUACCAGGAGAGGAGGAGCGGAACUAGAGACCCUCAGGGCUACACACUUCCCGUAACUGGUCUCUUCUUCCUGAGUGGUGUUUGCCAGCAUGAUUUCCCACAUCACAUUUGGAAAAACCAAGAAAUGAAGAGGAUGCCCACGCCAGGGCAAAGUAGGGUUUCUGAUUAAAAAUAUGCUUCUAUUUUUAAAAAUUUAUACAAAUUAGAAUAGAAAAUAAAAAUAAAAUGCAUAUUGAUAGCCUACACUGAUAGCUAUUACAUUUUAAAGUUUUUUCUUUUGUUUUACCAUCUCUUGGAAGACUGCCAGAAGGUAAAUGAGAUAAAAUGUCAGAAAUCUGUCGUCCAAAUGCGUGGACCUGAUGUUUUCACCAGCUUCCUGCAGGGUCUUGGCUCUAUCUAACUCUGCCUAACUCAGUCUUUUUCUGCAGAAUCACAAUGCAAAGUAGUCUAGCUCUCAAGAACUUUUAAUAAAAUGGGUUAUUAAAAACAAAAACUUGAUUUGUCCCUCGUUGGGACAGCAGUUUUAACCCUAAAAGUACUGUUAUCUUUGUGUGUGUUCAUAUGUGUGUGUGUGUGUGUGUGUGUGUGCGUGUGUGUGUGCCCCAGAAUAUUUUACUAGGCUCUUAGAAAACAGAUAAACAAGAAUUUGGGGCCUGGGGAUUUAGCUCAGUGGCAUAAGCACUUGCCUUGCAAGUGUGUGGUCAUGAGUUUGAUCCCUGGUACAGAUAAAAAAAAAAGAAGAAUUUGAGCUGCUGUAAGUACUAAUGGGUCACAGAGUUCACGAAAGGAUGACCUGUACUUACUGAUAUGUUCCGUCUUCCGGUGGCCUGGCAGUGUUUAUGUGUUUAGACUGCCAUUCAUCUGUUGUUACUAAGUUGACAAAACGUGUGUGCCUUGUUUGUAGUAGGCAUAUAAGGUCUUGAGGUUAUAAAGGGAAAAAUGAUCCCUGACUUCAGUACUGCUCCAUGAUAGAGACAGACAGUAAAAAGUGACUCCAUCGGAUGUAAAAUGCCAUCUGUGGUGAAAGCUCCAAUGGAGGGCUCUGAUGCUGAGAGACAGCGUAUCUACAGGUGCCAUUCUCUGAAAGGCAGGGCAUAAGUUCACCCUGUGAAGAAAAUUUAGGUGCUGAAGGGGCAUCACGCAGCCCCUGGUGUUCAGAGGGUGCUGGAGCUCCUGGCACCUUACAGCUCAGCAGUGAAGGGAGCCAGGGUGAAGGGAUGGAGGCGUACUGGUGAACAGGUAAAGGGCAGUGGAGGUGUGAAAGCAGGGGGCAGCAGACACGUUAGGACCACCAAGACUCCUCACAUUCAGGAAAAUAAAACCGACCCUCAAGCUAAUGUGGAUACACUGAAUAAAGGCUUUAUUUCAGCAUCUUGAAUAAAACAUGUCCAUUUGGCUGAAAAAGUAAAAGCAGACUCUCCUUACGGUUUUUAGCACCACCACCUGGGGUUUUUGGUAUGCUCGCAAAGGUAAUUUGAAUUAGAUUUUAAGCACAAUCUUUAAGGCUUUCAAUAUUGAUAUCCAAUGACAGGACAGUACAACCUUACCAAGGAGUUAUGUACACAUAUUCAAGGACAGAAUUUAUUUUAAUUGAAAAUAAAUUCAGGGAGAAGGAAAAAAGAAAACAGCUUGUAAGCUCAGGACACACUCCUUUGCUGAGGUGAUUUGCCUUCUUUAGAAGAUUCUUAGAAUCUCUUCACCUGUCAGGCAGUGGGACAAUUUUGGGAAGGCAUAGUAAGGAAAUAAUACCUGGGUUUCCCCAGGUUGCAAGAGCUGAGAAGACAGAGAUCUCGAUAGGUGAUCAGUAUAGUAGGGUUAAGCAAAUCGUUUCAGCUUACACCUGUGUUUUGAAGUUGUGGUUAGGAAAUUAAUUUAAGAAGAGUUUUAAAAAAUAAAAAAAACACGAUCUCUGUAAUUUGAGUAUGAAAGAAUGGUUUAAAUAUUUAUACACACAAAGAUAUUUUAUAGUAUUAGAACAAAUCCUCCCAGGGGAAUUGUAAACUCAUGUCCAAACAUUCUGUUCUUAUGCAUUUAUUCUAAUGUUUUUAUAAAUUGUGUCUACUUUUCUGAAUUUUGCAUUUUUCCUACUAGAGUAGAUUUUCAUAAUCAGAAAAGAUUAACUUUAGUAAUCGUAAGUCACCUGUACUUGACAGAAAGACAAUGAAAUUAAUUCCUUGUAGCCUAUCCUACACAUCCAUAAAAGUGUCAACAGCUACUAAUCAAAACUGCUUUAAACAUUUCAAAAAUGGGAAAAGCUUAGGCAACUCUUUCAGUUCCUCAGGAUUUUCAUGUAAUAAUUCAUGAAUUAGAAUAAGGUUUUAGUAGAGUCUCUAGCUUGCAAUGUGACUUUUUUUCUCUAUGAAUCACAAAUCCACUAUGUCUUUAAGUGAAAGUCUUCAUAUGAAGCAAUAAGAUUCAUUUGGCUCCGUGUCACUGAUGGUUCCUACCAAUAAUGGAUACAGCACACAUUCAUAUUCUGUGUUGUGGGAAAUACUUAUAUGAACUUUGAAUGUGGAGAUAAUUAAGUUUCUGGAAGAAAUAAAGUGCUAAAUUAAUGGA
This is a messenger RNA of Cavia porcellus (domestic guinea pig), 5845 nucleotides long. RefSeq names its product MET transcriptional regulator MACC1 (gene Macc1). The record is from RefSeq and is a predicted model, not a curated record. The coding region runs from base 332 to 2884 and encodes 850 amino acids. Gene Ontology annotation, cellular component: cytoplasm. The transcript is spliced from 6 exons. NCBI's taxonomy places the organism in Eukaryota, Metazoa, Chordata, Mammalia, Rodentia, Caviidae.